This is a messenger RNA of Cooperia oncophora, 570 nucleotides long. The record is from the annotation of a GenBank genome assembly. Lineage: Eukaryota; Metazoa; Nematoda; Chromadorea; Rhabditida; Trichostrongylidae.
AUGAAAAGCGUGUAUGCGAAUCAAAUUGGCAGGAAUUUCUUCAAAUUAACAACCCAAACCACACCAAAUGGAGAGACCACAACUAGUCUUGUUCACAUUCCGUACGGAAGGGGUCUGGCCCAGCUGUCUCAAACGCCUUCAACUCCUCAGGCUGCUCAUGUUAAUGGUCAUGCGAAUGCAGCACCUCACCUUAACGGAGAACAUCAUUAUUCGCCACAAGUGCAGCAAUCACAUCAACCUCCUACUGCUCAAAUACAAUCGCAAGUCGCUCAUCAAGCUACGCCUUCAUGCUCACAAGGACCUAUGCCAUCGUCAUCAGUAGCUGUGCCAACAAUCACUGAUGCUGGUCGUACUGUCGUGAAAUCUCAGGGAGUUGAGCCAGUCUUUGUGGCACCACCUUCGUCGGUUCAUGCACGCCGUGUGUUGCACUCGGAAACAUAUCUUAGGUAUAUUGAGUCACUUUCAUCGAAUCGCCAACGCUCUGUCUCGAAAUGGGAUGCAUCGCUGAGCACAAACCCGCGUAAUGCGCAGCCGAAUGCAGCUCGACCGCCUCCGACACAUUGGAUCAGA